This is a messenger RNA of Phytophthora infestans T30-4, 2937 nucleotides long. RefSeq lists its product as uncharacterized. Lineage: Eukaryota; Oomycota; Peronosporomycetes; Peronosporales; Peronosporaceae. The transcript has 9 exons. The record is from RefSeq and is a predicted model, not a curated record. The coding region runs from base 1 to 2937 and encodes 978 amino acids.
AUGCUGCGUGGGAAGCUCUCACGACGCAACCAGAUACUGGAAGUAAUUAGACGCGCGUACUACCGAGAUGUGCUUGUUAUCAAGGAAGAGCUACGGCAAAACGGUAGGAAAGCGGGUCACGUGGGGUCAAUUCCAAAGCUCCAGCGAAUGCCAUCCAGUCAAGAAUCCUCCACGUCAAUCGACGGCGGUCUUUCUAGCGUUCCAUCAGUGGAUCUGCGAGAAGUUUUACCUCUGUUUGCACCCAGCGAAACAGUGCUGCAACUACACCCGUGCGAGACCUGUGGCGGUCACUUAGAGCUUGUUCAUGGCGAGAGCAAGGAGCUUAAAGCUGCUCGACAAGAAAUGGCCCGUGUAGCUAAAGGAGAGCAACAGAUGCGAGCUGUCGUGCAGCGAAUGCGCUCGGAGGCGAAGCAAAUGGAGGAAGUUAAUGAUGCACUGCAACAACGAGUAAAGGCACUGAUGAAAGAGAACGCGUAUACUCUGGAGCAGUUGCAGGCUGCACGAAAGACGGAGCGCGAACAAAAAGUUAUUAUUGCUGGAAUGCGCUCCAAGCUCCAGCUCGUUCAAGCUACUCAGGACGAAAUCGAUCGCCUCACGAACGAGUGUAAGGAUAUCAAGCAGCAGCUUGUUCGCUCGAACCACGACCGAGAUAUCUUCUCGGCUUCAAACAACCAUCUCAAGGAAGAACUUGCUCAAGUGACCAGAGCUCUGCACGUCGUCAAAGUCGAGAAAGCACAAAUCGAGUCCGACUUCGGCACAAACUACUAUCGAUUACAGGAAGAAAUUAAAAAGUCGAAACAGCUGACUGAGGAUCUCGCAGCACGCGACGCGCAACUCAAAGAGAAAAUGGCUCUUUGCGCGGAGCAGCAGCAAUCUCUGACAUCUCUAAAAGAAGAACUGGUGUCGACUUUGCAGCGCUUUGAACUAACCAAACGGCAUCUGGAAGACCAGCUUAUUGAAGAAGAACGAGCACGAGAGGAGAUGCAAGAGCAAAAUCUGGAAUUUCGACGUCUCAACAAGAAAUUAGCGCGAGACUUGGAGAACAUUCAGCAGAACCGCUCGAUGGAUAUGGAUUAUUCCUCCAUGCUUGAUGAUCCGGAGGAACCGGAAAGACCGGCAAGCAAUAACACUAAGAAGGACCGCUCGCAGAGACAACAAGUAGCAAGCCAGGCGAUGCGGAACAAUGUACGAAAAAAGAUCGACGAUCUUCAAUACCAAGUGGAGUGGGCUUCGAUGCGCGAGAACGAUCUAGCAGGUCAACUAGCUCGCAACCCCAACAGCACCGGUCAGAUGCCUGGUCUGAAGCGGGCUAGUACACUGAAUUCAAGCGAAGGGGAGACUCGCCGGCCAUUUAUAAAGCCUGCAGCCAGAGCGCAGAUUGAAUCUGCGUUGCAAGAAGAAGAUGAAUUGCAGGAUGCGCUAGAUAUCAACGACCAGAACUUUGAGGCGUACCACAAGGAAAUCGCGCGUAUGCUGGCCGAGGUGAAACAAGGCAAAGAUAACGUCGCCAAACAGCAAAAAGUGAUCACGGAGCUGGAGCGAAAGAAUCUUGGACUAACCGAUCGGCUAGAAGAGUCCAAGCUGUCUAUUGACGCGCUAACUGGCAGCGUGAAUGCACUCAAGAUGCGGCUGAACCAGGAUAGCGCCGGUGCUGCUGAGAUGAUGGAGGCAUUGAUGCGCCAACACGAAGAGGGAAAACGAGAACAGCAGUAUGAAGUGGAGAAGAGCUUUAUUCUGAUGACUUUCCUGCGCCAAGUUUCUGAGUCAGUACAUGAAGUCAGCGACAACAAAUCCCUCAUUUUAGAGCUGGAGCUCGACGUUGUGCCACCUGAAGAUCCCAAUGAAGCCAUACGUGAUAGUGAAGGUGGUAUACAGAUGAUAGAGUUGCAGCGUAAAAAGCGAGAAGUACGCCGGAAAGUGCUCUUGGAGAAGGCCAUGAAGAAGUUUGGAAUCCUGUGUCACAACCGAGCCGAGGUAGUCACAGUCGAAAUGCAAAAGAUUAAAGCAAGUUUUGAGCGUAUGCGUGAAGACCUCGACCAAGCCGAAAACAAAAUUGACUCGGACCAACUUCAUAUUCGGACACUGGAGGCAGAAAUCUCAAAACUCCGUCUUGUAGUCGACAUGGGGAAGAACAGCUCAGUAAAAAUGGAGCGGGCAUUGAAACAAACAACGGAGGAGCUCAACGAGUACACGAUGAGAUGUAAAAUUCAGGGAGAGGAAAUGAUUGCACUCAAGACGGAACACGGACAGUUGGAAGACGACCACCAGCGGCUCACACUUUUGCUGUUUGAGAAGACAAAAGCCUGGCAGCAAGAACUCAACGCCAAUGACAGGUGUAAGCAGAUCAUUGCGAGGCUAGAAGUUGACGUCAGCGAACUCAAGAAGGAGUGCGAAACCCUGCAACAAAAACUUCGAGACAUCGAAGAGCAGGAUGAGAUCCGCCGCCAAACAAAUCGCAGCGUUGAAGUAUCAGCAAUUCCUGAAACAACCGAGUCAGAGGCUCAAACCGAUCGCUGGAAACCUCAAGGAUUGAUUCUGCGGCAACGUAAUGGCCCCGAUCGCAUGCCGCAGCGCUUCCUGGGGAAGGCAUCCGUCAUGAUCCAUUGCCCCGAAUUGAAUCACGCUCCAUCCCCAGGGAUGGAUACACCCGUACAAAACCAAGAGCUCGGUGCUUUAUCCAGUUUAGGUGGAAAUGCGCCUCAGAUUACCGACACAGAUGAACAUAUGCGUGGUCUACUUGAGCUAAAAGUCUACCCGUCGAUUAAAGCAGGUGGUCGGCAGAUCAAGACGAGUUACGCUAGUUCCCGUCCGAAAGCUCUAUCACGACUCUAUCUGUCGUCUGACGGGGUCUCUCAAAAGUACAUUGCACCGCAAGGUUUGCGUGAAGGCACUCAGCAGCGAGCUUCAUUCGAUGGUAGACCGGCAACGGUUCUUUGA